CGAGACAUUGGUAUCAUUUCGGACAUCCCGGUUGGCUGGCGCAAAAAGCCACACGGUCACAGAGCUCGCCAGACGAGACGCCUGUUUAAAAUUGGCCCGGCACCCGAUAAUCAUUUCGUGUUUCGGACCUUGACGCAGAGCAUCAUCACUUUCUCUCACCUUCCGAGACAACGGACAACCAAGCAACCGAGCGGCACGCACCCCGACCACGCUCCUUCUGACGCUGUCACCCACUUCAACCCAUCCGAGCAUUUUCUCUUCUUGGAAUAACACCAUGGACGACGACGGGCCUACCAUCCUGCGGCCAAUUCCCCGACGCCCAUUUGGCCUCAAUCUUACAACCCCGACUCCUCCAGACGAAGACUCGAGCCCCGCGACUCCGGCUCCAUCGGACUUGGCCAAUCUGCGAUUCCUUCAACCCACUCCCGAACCACUCUCCCUAACACGGCCUCAGUCAUUUCUGAAUCUCACCUCUUCAACCCUAUUUGGCAUCUACUCCCCGGCGACCCCCUCCGCGCGCGAUCGCGUUUUCGACGACCGAGAUGAGCUUGACACGCCCUGGGGUACUGGCGCCCAGACCCCCAUCAAGCGUCCCAGCGUUGACGAAGCAACCUACGAGUUGAUGCGUGAUCGGUCUCAUCCUGUCCGCCGCCGCUCCUCGUUCCGUCCUACCGAACCUCCCGUUCAGCUCGCUCCUCCCCCGUCACUUAUAUCCCUUGCCUUGCGGGGUCUUCUGCUUUUCCUCCUCGGCGUCGGGUAUGGUGUACUCGUCACAACCACGCGCUUCCACAGCGGGGCAGGCAACCUGGCAUCAUUCAAGGACGGCAUGAUUCGCCCUGCUUACAACUGGGCCCAUUUGACCUUUUGGGGAGUGGCUGGCGUCGCACUGGGUGCUCUUUUGCCGUGGUUCGAUCGAGUCUGGGAGGAGUCGUUUGGUGAAGGUGAAGAUGACGUCGUAGUGGCUGAAAAGGAUGGGGACUUGGAGGACCUAGGCUCCAGUACCGAUUGGGCGCUUGUCAUCCGGGCUGUCGGAGCCUUUGUCGGCAUUGUCUUUGCUAUUCGAAAGGUGGCCUGGGCGUCCACCCUCCAGGUGUCCCUGUCACUUGCCCUGGUGAACCCUCUUCUCUGGUGGCUUAUUGAUCGUUCCAAGCCCGGUUUCGUCCUUGCGGCUGCGGUUGGCCUCACGGGCUCCGCCUUCCUCCUCGGUGUCAACCCAGAUAUGAUGCCGACUCCCUCUGCCGUCUCGUUUGGCAACGCAUCGGUCACUAGGGCUACUUCCCACGAUGACUUGCUUACCCUUGGUGGGCUUGCCCGACAGGAGACGGUCGAGACGGGUGUAUGGAUGCUAAGUGUGCUGUUCUGCAGCUGCGUCUGCUUUGGCAACAUCGGCCGCCGUCUAGCCAUGGGCCGGUCUGCGGCGGUGAGGGGUAGAUGGGCUGGUGUGCGAUGAUGGGAAGAUGAAGGUCUUGUUUCUCCGGUUCGGGAUGAGGAUUGACGGAUUGCCUCAAAACGUCCCAGCCACUCACUCAUUUAUUUGUUCACGGUUU
This is a messenger RNA of Ilyonectria robusta, 1547 nucleotides long. Its product is annotated as insulin-induced protein-domain-containing protein. The transcript is spliced from 3 exons. Gene Ontology annotation, cellular component: endoplasmic reticulum. NCBI's taxonomy places the organism in Eukaryota, Fungi, Ascomycota, Sordariomycetes, Hypocreales, Nectriaceae. Bases 275 to 1450 code for a protein of 391 amino acids. The record is from RefSeq and is a predicted model, not a curated record. Gene Ontology annotation, biological process: sterol biosynthetic process.